AUGCUUCUCCUUGGGCUCACCGGGUCCAUCGCCACGGGCAAGUCGACCGUGUCCUCGCUCCUCUCCAGCCCGCCACACAAACUCCCCAUCAUCGACGCCGACGUGCUCGCCCGCCAAGUCGUCGAGCCCGGUACACCCGGCUACGCCGCCAUCAUCGCCCACUUUGCCGCGACGACGCCUGACCUCCUCGUCGAGCCCUCAGCCAGCAUGCCUGUCUCCGGGCCGUCCGGCCGCGGACGCCCCCUCAACCGUCCAGCCCUAGGCAAGCGCGUCUUUGGCGAGACCGAGGCACUGCGGCGCGACCGCGCGGUGCUCAACGGCAUCGUACACCCGGCCGUUCGCCGGGCGCUGCUCGCGGCCGUGCUGCGGUGCUACGCGCGCGGCCACUGGGCCGUGGUUCUCGACGUGCCGCUGUUGUUCGAGGGCGGGCUAGACCGCUUCUGCGGCGUCACGGCCGUUGUCGCGGUCCGGGAUCCCGAAGUGCAGCUGCGGCGGCUGAUGGCGCGGGAUCCGCACCUCAGCUGCGAGGACGCGGAGAACCGCGUACGCAGCCAGGGCGAUGUGCGAGAGAAAGCAGCGCGGUGUGAGGCACGAGGUGAGGGAUACGGUGUGGUGCUGUGGAAUGAUGGCUCGCGCGAGGAGUUGGCGGAGCAGGUGCACGAGGCUGUGGCGCGGCUCAAGGCCGGGAGUCCGGUGUGGUGGUCGUGGACGCUGCUGGGGUGCCCGCCGCUGGCGCUGCUCGUGGCCGCGUACAGGGUCUGGCAGAAUGUGCGGCUGAAUCGGCAGUGGCAUGAGAGCAAGCGGGCGAGCAAGUUGUAG
Molecule: messenger RNA, 819 nt
Organism: Cordyceps militaris CM01
Lineage: Eukaryota; Fungi; Ascomycota; Sordariomycetes; Hypocreales; Cordycipitaceae
Product: dephospho-CoA kinase, putative
Exons: 1
Coding region: 1-819 (272 amino acids)
Biological process (GO): coenzyme A biosynthetic process
Molecular function (GO): ATP binding; dephospho-CoA kinase activity
Source: RefSeq, a predicted model, not a curated record